AUGAAGUCGACUUUGGUUGACAUUAUGGACGAACCCAAGUUCUCGCUGCGAAAACAACUGCGAGAACAUCACCUCGAGCUAACGUUGGAUGGAAGAUUUGUACGGUGGAUGCGAGACAACCCUAAAAAUCCUCGAAACUGGUCCGUUUUUCGAAAGACUUACGAUGCUGGGCUGGUCUGCGUCCUUGAUCUGUUUAUAACCGCUAGCAGCACCGCAGGCGCCGCUGCCGCAACAAAAGCAAAAGAUGAAUAUAACUUGGAUCAAACGGUCGCGAUAUUUUGCUUCGUGUCAUUAUUUCUUCUCGGGCAGUGCCUAGGCAAUAUUGUGCUUCCUCCAUGGACUGAGUCAUUUGGCCGCAAAAGAAUGUAUAUCAUCAGCAGUGGCAUCAGCACCCUAUGCUGCGUUAUUAUUGGCCUUGUUAAAUCACUACCGGCGGCCAUUCUAAUGCGCAUUCUAUCUGGAGUCUUCUCAGCCGUUCCGGGCACGAUUGUCGGAGGAACCAUUGAAGAUCUUUUCGAUAUAAAAGAAAGAAUUUGGGUUGUUUUCUUCUGGACUGUUGCUUCCAACAUUGGCCUGAUCAUCGGCCCGAUCAUGAGCAGUUUUGUCAUUGAAGGACUUAAUUGGCGAUGGGUGUUUUUCGUUUAUGCCAUAAUUCUUGCAAGUAUCACGGGCCUCCUAUGUUUUAUCAGAGAAUCACGACCAUCAUGCCUCCUAGCUCGAGAAGUCAGCCGACUACAAAAGGAGAUUCCUGAUAUACCGCCAUCGCUUAAUCACGACCACUCCCCCAGUAUGAAGACUUUCCUGGCGGACUCUCUCUUCAGACCCGCACAGCUGUUUGUCAAAGAGCCUAUAAUAUUUACGAUCUCCAUGAUGAUCGCCAUUUCCAUGUCCCUGAUCUACAUUUUCACCGAAGCUCUCCCACCGAUAUACCAGUCGAUGGGAUUUUCAUCAUCUCAGGCAUCAUUGAUUUUCCUUGCCAUUGGCCUCGGCACUUGUUGCAGCACUUUUACCAGAAUGUUGGACUGCCACAUCUACAACAAACGACGAAGGAAAAACCUGCCCAUCAAGCCCGAGCACAAGCUUGCAGGAUUAGCAAUCGGUGCGCCGUUCUUGGCAAUUGGGUUAUGGUGGUUUGGAUGGACAAUCCCACCCAAAGUUGAAGGGCCAAGUGUGCCUUGGAUUGUCCCAACCCUUUCCUUGGUGUUGGUUGGGUUCGCUCUCACGGAGAUCGACACAGUUCUCUACGGGUAUAUAUCGGAUAGCUAUUUGAGUUACUCGGCAAGUGCUACCGCUGCGGUGGCAUUCAUGAGAGGCAUGCUUGCCGCAACCUUCCCACUGUUUACCAAGCAGAUGUUUGGCAAAUUGGGAGCCAAUAAUGCCAUGUCGAUACUUGCCAGUUUGGCGACAGUGUUUUGUAUUGUUCCACCUUUAUUCUUGUGUUACGGUGAGAGGAUUCGACGGCGGAGUCAGUUUGCAAAAUACAGCUGGGAGAUCCAGGGCGAGAUGGGGAAAGAUGAAGAUGAUAUUUAG
Penicillium verhagenii is the source of this 1530-nucleotide messenger RNA. RefSeq lists its product as uncharacterized. The record is from RefSeq and is a predicted model, not a curated record. Gene Ontology annotation, biological process: transmembrane transport. Gene Ontology annotation, molecular function: transmembrane transporter activity. The transcript is spliced from 5 exons. The coding region runs from base 1 to 1530 and encodes 509 amino acids. NCBI's taxonomy places the organism in Eukaryota, Fungi, Ascomycota, Eurotiomycetes, Eurotiales, Aspergillaceae.